This is a messenger RNA of Mus pahari (shrew mouse), 408 nucleotides long. It is a transcript of the gene Tmem244, whose product is annotated as transmembrane protein 244. Lineage: Eukaryota; Metazoa; Chordata; Mammalia; Rodentia; Muridae. The transcript is spliced from 4 exons. The record is from RefSeq and is a predicted model, not a curated record.
AUGGGGAUGAAAGUGGAGGCAGAGAAAGAGGUCUGGAGGAGGAGACUAGGAGAGGUUGAGAAGGAUAAAGUGGCUCUGCCAAACCUUCUGGUGUGUGUCAUCUUAUUCUACACUGUUUCCUACCUGUCCCUGAGCAUGGGCUCCCUGGUACUCAAGGUGUGGGAACUCAACAUUCUGGCACCAUGUGGCUUCAAAACACAUCCUUCAUGGCUCAACACAAAUUAUAAAGAUAAUUCUCUUUUAGUCUCCACAGUAGUCACCUCUUUUGUCUGAGGGUUGUUUUUUGGUUUGAUUGUGGCAGAAUAGGUUUGGUAUUAUGCUAUUUCUGUGGCUAUACUUCAUGUAAUCAUCACAUCAGCUUGUAAGCAAGAUAGAAUAGUGAAAAGAAGGAAUGUCUACUACACAUAA